Messenger RNA from Capronia coronata CBS 617.96, 1071 nucleotides. RefSeq names its product alcohol dehydrogenase. The record is from RefSeq and is a predicted model, not a curated record. Lineage: Eukaryota; Fungi; Ascomycota; Eurotiomycetes; Chaetothyriales; Herpotrichiellaceae. The coding region runs from base 1 to 1071 and encodes 356 amino acids. The transcript is spliced from 3 exons.
AUGUCGCCAUCUCUGCCACCCGGUGUGGCCAAAUCGAUUGAGAAUUCCAAAGCAGAAUAUAGACGUCUCGGAAAUUCGGGCCUGCAUGUCUCGGUUCCAAUUGUUGGGUGUAUGUCUAUUGGAAGUCCCGAGUGGGCAGAUUGGGUGAUCGGGGCCGACGAAGCCUUGCCGCUAUUGAAAGCGGCCUACGACCGGGGUGUCAACACUUGGGAUACAGCCAACGUCUACUCCAAUGGCGAGAGUGAGCGAGUCAUUGGCCGCGCCAUCAAGGAAUACAACAUCCCGCGCGACAAAUUGGUCCUGAUGACAAAGGCAUGGGGUGUGCUGGGCGAAGAACAGUUCAUGGCAUAUCCCAUCAUGGACCAGCUGAGAACCAGCAAAGACUAUAUCAAUCAGUUUGGUCUUUCACGCAAAGCCCUCAUAACCGCCGUAGAUGGCGCGCUUGAGCGGUUAGGCACGACAUACAUCGAUCUCUUCUGGAUUCAUCGAUUCGAUCCAUAUACGCCGAUCGAAGAGACAAUGGAAACCUUGCAUCAGCUCGUCGUCGCCGGCAAGAUCCGUUAUCUUGGUGCAUCUAGUAUGUGGACGUAUCAGUUCGCCAUGAUGCAAUUUUGCGCCGAGAAGAACGGAUGGACCAAGUUCGUCGCCAUGCAGAACCACUACAGUCUCCUUUACCGAGAAGAGGAGAGAGAGAUGAACAAAUUCUGCGCUGCCACUGGCGUCGGCAUAUGCCCUUGGGGUCCGCUGGCUCAGGGUCAACUCGCCCGUCCUCUCAGCCUCCGAGGCAACACCAAACGGUCUGCCGGUGGCGGCGGAGACCCCUCGAACACACGUAAGGAGGCCAUUGAGAUCAUUCAGCGCGUUGAGCAGCUCGCCCAAAAGAAGGGCUGGACUAUGAGUCAAGUCACGUUGGCCUGGACAUUAAAGAGAGUCACGAGCCCCAUCAUUGGCUUUAGUACCGUGCAGCGAAUCGAAGACGCUCUGAGUGCAAGGGGCAAACUUCUCACUCCUGAAGAGGAAGCUUUCUUGGAGGAGCCGUAUACGCCGUUAGAGGUGGAAGGUCACUUCUGA